AUGGACCCUCAAAAUCAGCCUGGCUCUCAUGCCCAGCAAGGUCGCCCGCAGCCUGUAUAUGAUACGUCUCAUGGCGGCCAUUAUGGCGCGAGUGCUGCGCUGUCAGCCCAGGGUUUCGCUCCCGCCGAACUUUACACUGGCCCAUGGGCAAAUGUUCAUCAAGGCUUAACUGGCCAGUACAAGGACAUCUUGACAACCUACUGGCAGCAGACCAUCAACCACUUGGAAAGCGACAACCAUGACUACAAGCUGCAUCAACUGCCCCUGGCACGCAUCAAAAAAGUCAUGAAGGCUGACCCCGAAGUCAAAAUGAUAUCCGCCGAAGCACCCAUCCUAUUCGCAAAGGGUUGCGAUAUCUUCAUUACAGAACUUACGAUGCGUGCGUGGAUUCACGCCGAAGAGAACAAGCGGCGCACUUUACAGCGAUCUGACAUCGCGUCUGCCCUUGCCAAGUCGGACAUGUUUGAUUUUCUUAUUGACAUAGUGCCCCGCGAGGAGGCUUCCUCGCAUGCCAAGAGAACAGCAGGUCAGACUGCUCCCACACCCCAAGGCGUUCCAGCCCAAGCGACUCCCCAAAUGCCCGGCCAGCAUGGUUCCAUGCCACAGUCAGCAAACCAUUCGUCCUCCUCGCAUCCCAUGGCGGCCACUGACUACGGCCUCGCUGGCCAUGCUCUUGGGCCCGAUCAAGAUUACCGCCAAAAUCCGAAUAUGUACCCUGGCCAAGUACAGCCUGGUCCCUCCGCCCCCUACGGACAAGCCCAACAACCCAUGUACGGCGAGAUCGAGGGCAUGUAUGGCUAUGGGGCUAUGCAGCCACAGCAGCCGCCUAUGUCCAACGAGGAGUUUGAGUAGACGAUGGGCAUCCGCAGCGGCAAGUGUGUCUCAAACGGCUGUCUUCGAAUUUGUCCCUCACAGGUGACGCAAAUGAGAGGCAUGGCUAUCGUUUCGAUUUGGAUCUGGCGUAGCGGCGUUCAAGGCAUUUUUAGCGACGAGAGCCAUGAUGACGGAACAGCAUCGAAUCUGCCAGUGCUUCACGAUGGAUUGAUCCUCUUGAGUAACUAGCAGGAUGCGGGGGUGGGAAAACACGAGCUCCAUAUGUGAGUCUAGUAAAAUCCCGCAGAGAAUACAAAUGGUUGUUUGCUUCAGCAAGACUCGGAUGUGACGCGUGUUGGUAUGUCGAACCGCAUACUCCUCCACGCUCUAGGUUUUGUAGGCAGUGUGUGAGAGGCAAAUGGCUCUCACUUCAUCAUACCGAACCUGGAUGAAAAAUUGGCGAGAGGAGCGCUGCGCGUGGGACCUUGGGCAUUCGAGGUAAGC
Messenger RNA from Colletotrichum godetiae, 1317 nucleotides. RefSeq names its product histone-like transcription factor and archaeal histone. Gene Ontology annotation, cellular component: nucleus; CCAAT-binding factor complex. Gene Ontology annotation, biological process: regulation of transcription by RNA polymerase II. Lineage: Eukaryota; Fungi; Ascomycota; Sordariomycetes; Glomerellales; Glomerellaceae. The coding region runs from base 1 to 852 and encodes 283 amino acids. The transcript is spliced from 5 exons. Gene Ontology annotation, molecular function: DNA-binding transcription activator activity, RNA polymerase II-specific; protein heterodimerization activity; RNA polymerase II cis-regulatory region sequence-specific DNA binding. The record is from RefSeq and is a predicted model, not a curated record.